Messenger RNA from Thalassophryne amazonica, 1541 nucleotides. RefSeq names its product myc associated factor X (gene max). Gene Ontology annotation, cellular component: RNA polymerase II transcription regulator complex. Bases 119 to 601 code for a protein of 160 amino acids. Gene Ontology annotation, biological process: positive regulation of transcription by RNA polymerase II. Lineage: Eukaryota; Metazoa; Chordata; Actinopteri; Batrachoidiformes; Batrachoididae. Gene Ontology annotation, molecular function: protein dimerization activity; DNA-binding transcription factor activity. The transcript is spliced from 6 exons. The record is from RefSeq and is a predicted model, not a curated record.
GUCACGUGGAAACAGACGGAGGAGUGCAAACAUAUCGUGAGCCGUCUGAUAGCUGCUAGCUUGAUUCAUGUUGUUUUUUAGCCACCCGUCCUUUUAGUGUAGAGGAUUUUAUUGAAGGAUGAGUGAUAACGAUGACAUCGAAGUCGAUAGUGACGAAGAAUCACCGAGAUAUCACUCUGUGGCAGACAAACGGGCACACCACAACGCACUGGAGCGCAAACGUAGGGAUCACAUCAAAGACAGCUUUCACAGCCUGCGUGACUCUGUCCCCGCCCUUCAGGGAGAAAAGCAGUCUACCAAACAGGCGUCUCGAGCUCAAAUCCUAGACAAAGCCACAGAAUACAUCCAGUACAUGAGACGGAAAAACCACACCCACCAGCAGGACAUUGAUGACCUCAAGAGGCAAAACGCGCUGCUGGAGCAGCAAGUGCUGUGCAAAGGUUUUAGGUCCUCCAGACCUUUUGAUAGUCCGUGCUCUGGAGAAGGUGAAAGGCUCCGCCCAGCUCCAGGCCAACUACCCGUCAUCCGACAGCAGCCUGUACACCAACCCCAAAGGCAGCGCCGUGUCGGCGUUCGACGGAGGCUCAGACUCCAGCUCUGAGUCGGAGUCCGAGGAGCCCCCAAACAGGAAGAAGCUUCGUGUGGAGGCCAUCUAGGAUCUGAAAGUCUAGGUCAAGGGUCUACAGGGUUCUAGCUCACAGAGGGAACAGUAGCCUGCAAAGAUCUAAAGGCUCAUCGAUCCCUCCAUCAUUUCUGAUGACAUCUUUCCCUCAGUCACUGUCCUCCUCGUUCUCUGUGGGUGGCACUGGACACCCGUGACCCCUCUGACCUCCUCACACCACCGUCCACCCUGUUCCUGAGAACAGAAGCGAGAAACUGAGCAAGGUAGAAGAUGACCUGUUCUUAUUGAUAAAGAGAACCAGGUUGUUUGCAUCCUUCUCUUUUUGUUAUUCCAGCAACAUCUCCAAAACUGAACAAGAGGCAGCUUGGCUACUUAAGGACUUGAUACUUUGUUUUUGGUACUUUCUCUCUGUCCUUCGCUCCUGUUUAUUGUUGUGGGGAAGAGCACACUAGCUGUACUCCUCCAUGCACUGCUAUAUUAUAAAUAUAUAUAUAUAUAUAAAUGUAUUUUGUUUAUGUUAUUCUAGAGUAAAAUCCAGUUAAGAAUUUACACCCGUGUAGAAUAAGAUGCUGGAGAAAUUUAGCUUUUUAAAAUAUAAAAUUUGUAGCUUUUACACUAAAGAAUGUGAAGAUGCUUUACAGCAAAUGUUAGUACUUGGUCCCACCUCAGAUCCACGGGGUAGAUGACGUUUUCUGCCCUGAUGUGGAAAAUGCGCCACUUUUUUUUUCUUUAAACUGGUCUUUUAAAAGAGAGUAUUCCUAAAUAUGUAUUGUAUUUUGUCCUUUAGCUUGAAUUAGUGAAUGAUUUUAGGCAGCUGAAAAAAUUCUGCAUCUUAUAAAUCAUUUUAAAAAGCAUUGAUUGGAUGUUGGAUUUCAAAAGUGAGUUGUGCAUUUUGUUGUAUCCUCACGUUACUGGAAAA